This is a messenger RNA of Thamnophis sirtalis, 4172 nucleotides long. NCBI's taxonomy places the organism in Eukaryota, Metazoa, Chordata, Lepidosauria, Squamata, Natricidae. The record is from RefSeq and is a predicted model, not a curated record.
UCCCUUGAAGCCUUGGCUGGGCAGACGCCCUUAGCUGUAUUUCAGGCACCACAUUAUACAAACCAGAGUUGGGGACUGCCUAGCCUCCUAGCCCACCUGAAGCGCUUGACAUCAUCAAACUCUAACUCAACCAUGAGCACAAGUAGCAGAGUCUGGCCCUCUGAAACAUGCCAAGGCUACUAUGACGUCAUGGGGCAAUACGAUGGGCUUUGGUUGACAUUCUCAGGCAUCAAGCAGGCACCACCUCAUGUUCUGAGCGCAACAACAGCCUUGUGAUGAACUCAAACUUCCAAGACAAUGGUUCAGCUCAUCCUCCGAAGAAUCUGUACAAUGCAGUGAAACCUUCAAAAAGUAGUCAUGACUGGCACAUGAAUGAUACCCCAAGCCAUUCCUCAACCAAAUACAAUACCCUCAGCUGCUCUCGUUCAUUUCACAACCUCUCCCAUCUGCCUCCAUCCUACGAGUCAGCAAUCAAGUCAGAACUCAACCGUUACUCCUCACUCAAACGAUUGGCAGCGGAGAAGGACUUGGAUGAAUUCUAUGCCAAGCGGAGGCAUCUUGCUGAGUUGACUCGAGGGACGCUGCCCUUACAUGCCAUGAAAAUGAACUACGAUAGGGAUAGCUAUUCUGAGAAGUCACACAAUCCGCGACGGGUCAUGUCACAGGAACACAUCCUUUCAGACGGUGGAAAUGGAGUGGGAAGCUACCGCCCAUCACAUUACGACUACACCAUUCCAAGAGAGCGUGUCAUAUCUCACGAGCGCCUUCUCUCCCGGGAAAAUUUGCAUUCUCAGGAGCACUUGCUUUCUCCAGAGCGUCUCCAUCAACACACGGGUCCCUUCCAGGAGAUGCACCUGGGCCAUCAGAAGGCUGUUUCUCAGACCAAUGUCUGUGCCAGCAGCACCCCCAUGCUUGACCACCAUCACAUGAUGAUGAAAAACUCUCAUCCCACCUCCAACAAUUCUCCCAAGGCAUCUGCUCCUUGGGAGACUAGCAGUAGUAGUAACCAGGCAGCCGCCACCCGGCGCCAAGGGUUUGCAUCCAAGAGGCAAAGUACCAUUGAUCAAGUCCAAUUCAUCCCGGGGCACCACCCAACCCAACACCUUCCUACUGGCAGUAAGAAUGAGGUCACGGUGUGAGUUGUCCCUUUUCCCCAACUCAGGUUGAUUGGACUUUCCAAGGCCAUAUUUCUCUCCCUUUUUCUGAUCCACCCCACCCUUUAUUUGGUGCUCACUAUCUUUUUCUUGGGGUUCCCUCCCUUAUUUUUAGUCUUGUGGCCUCCAUCUCGGUUGAUGUCAAGUCCUAGCCUGGUCUUUGCUAAUGGCACUAUCACGGUCUUCACUGAUUUUUGAUUGGGUCCAUUUGACCUGCCAGGUCCUGACAAUCUUUGAUGAUGAUAUUGGCUGAUUACAGCUCAUGAUAAGAAGUGAGUAUAUCAAGGCCUGCUUGGUUUCAUAGAAGACAUCAAUUAUGCAGUAUUAGUAAAUUUCUGAAGAUGUCAAAAUUAGUUGGGUUCAUACAAUUAAUGCUGCUACUAUCACUUCCUAUGUCUGUUGACAUUACUGUCCAGGUUUAGUGACAUAAAGGCUGAAUUGAUUUUUAGUGAUCAGGCCUAUGGAUCCUUCCAAAGACGUGAAGAUAGCUUUGCAUAAGAUCAGUUACUAGGCCCCCAUCAACCUUUGAUUACAAUACUAAUUUUGUCCAUCAACAUUUGAUGGCAUCAUUGCUCUGGGCCUUGUCUCAGAUUUUUGAAGACUAAAGACAUCACUUGUGGAUUUAUGAGGUUGGCACCCUUUGCCUCUUACAACUCUAAGCGCUGUGAAUCUUGCCAAUCUUAGUGGAUGCUCAAUUGACCAAGUGACACCAUCGACACCAUCAAUGGUGUCAACACUGUGGAUUCUGUCAGCUGCAGUUCAUAUAAGCGCUGUGGGUCUUGUUGACCUUUAAUGCCCUCACCAUCAAUUUCUGAUGGUAUCAACACUGUGGACUAUUGUUGACAUCAACACUGACUUGUCAGUGGUAGAUGCCAUUAUUGGAGAAAGAUGUUUGUUACUGUACUGGUUGUGAUAGAAUACUGUAGGAUAUUACAUGGACUGAUAAAGUCAGUUACAGUAUGUAGGUCCUGUAUGGUGAUGGGCAAAAUCAGUCAUGUUGAUGUUGGAAGAGACCAUGUCAACAUUUCAUGAUAGUACUGCCAAUCUUGAUAACUAAGAAUGCUAUCAAGAUUCCUGUGCCUGUGACAUCUUGAUGAUUUCAGCACAAUGGAUUCAGCCAAUAGCUACAGAUUUCAAAGUAGCCAGACUUGGCAACGAUGUUGACUUUUGGUGAUUUCAUCACUGUACACCACACUCCUCAUUGUUGACAUUGCUGACUGUUUCUCAGCUCAUCCACUUUGCAUGAAGCCAUUUCUAUGAGGCUUCAUGUUUUGGGGCUGGUUAACAACUGGGAUCUAGUUGUUGGAGACAACCUGCCCUUAGUGGUGUACAGAUGAAGGCUAUUAUGAUCUUCUGAUGAUCUAACCAUCACUUUGCUCAUACAGUGGUAAAGUGAAUAGAUGAGACCCCUUUCCACCUCUUUCUCUUUCUUUCAGAUAUGCUGCAAGAAGGGAAUGGUGGCCAUCUUAUCCUGUUGCCUCCAGUAACAAGUCUGGUCAGUGCUAAAGGUGGAGGAACUGGAGUAUUAUAUAAUACACAGCCCUUUGCCACUCUCAUUCUAUCCUUGUGUUAUAACGUGUCCAUAACUGAUGAUAAAGAUGUAGGGCACAAUCAAGUCCACCCAUUCUGCUGUACAUAUCUUAUUAUAUAUUGCUUGCAUUCCAUCGAUUUUUCUAGUGCUUUUUAUUUACCUUCCCAUUACAGGGGAUAUCCAUCAAUAUUGAAUUUGUGAGUGCGUUUUUUUUAAAAAAAAACUCUGAUAUUUCAAAUGCAAUCAUUACAAAUAAACUUCAUCCUAACCCUACCUGCUUUCUCUCCAACUGUGCAUCCUCUGUGAUGCUCAGGAUGCUUUAAAAAAUCCUUUCCACAUUACAUUUUCUGAAUGGUCUGUUCUUUUUUUAAGCAAAGACGUAAAAAGUAUGGCAAAUAUCCAGUGGGUCACGGUAUUUCUUUAAAAGUUAAAACGUGGAAGAUAAAAAUGAUUUUUAAAAAAUAAAAUCCCUCCCCCAACAUUAAAUUAGACCUUUGGAAUAUAUAUAUAUAUAUAUAUUAUUUUGUGGGUAAUUUUGAUAAAAGAAUGCUUGCUUGGUUGAAAUUUUGCUUUUAGCCACUACUACUUUCAUUAGUUUAAACAUUCAUAUUCAGGCUUUUCUUAAACAGAUCUUGGGCAGACAUUGAGAUCUGAGUUAUAAAUAAUAGUUGAAUCAUCAUUGUACUUCUCAUAUGUAUUUCUAAUGCAGGAGAAAGAUAUACAAGGAUUUGUAGGUUGAUUACUGUCCAGUGUUGGGAAUUACUCUUUGCCAUAUUAAAAAUAUGGGCUACUUCAGAUGUGACACUGAACCAAAUUUCAGCAAUAUGAGCUUACAUGGCUCUAUAAUUAUCAACCUCUCCAGUCCCAUUCAUUCCCUUCAGUACAGCUGGUAUAAUAAUCCCAGAUUUGUUUGCUUCGGUUUUAGAUUAGCCACUGUUUGCCAUAUUUUCAAAGCAGACUGACAAACUGUGGUUCCUAUUGAGUUCAUUGCAAACAAUCCAACUUCAGAUCAUAGUUUACUCAUAUUUUCACUCACUAGAGUUUAAUGCUUAGACGGCAUACUAAAUUCAGGCUUAAUUGUUAACUAUGAUAGUGGCCAUAGAUCACACCUAAAUCAAGAGUAGCCAAAUUAGAUGAUUAUAUACAAAGCAGAGAAAGUAAGUCAUUUGCUUUGCCAAAGGAAGAAAAAGAUAGAAAGAAUGGAACAGACGAGGGAACAUUAGUUGUCUUUUCCUUAUGCUACAUGCUACAUGUUGAUGUAAUGUUAUGGUGUAUGCAACCAUCAUUUAAAUCUUCUCAUUUCCCCACUUUUGUGAAAGGAAUUGAGUGUGCAGUACAAACAUGGCUUCUUUAAAAUCUUUGAAAAUAUUUUUAAGUGUAUAAGUCUGGUAUAAGGGAGAAUGGUUUUUUGAUGUAAUUUCCUCCCCCCACCCCAACCAUUAUAGCUAGUCCUUGACUUACAGCUAUUAGUAGAGUGACCUUUUUGA